This is a messenger RNA of Neolamprologus brichardi, 5453 nucleotides long. RefSeq lists its product as uncharacterized. Gene Ontology annotation, molecular function: protein binding. The record is from RefSeq and is a predicted model, not a curated record. Lineage: Eukaryota; Metazoa; Chordata; Actinopteri; Cichliformes; Cichlidae.
UGUCAGGAUACAGCACUUAGAUGUUUUGGCUGUUGGUGUUAGUGUGGCGGCAGACACAAAGUUCAAGGAGAAGAGACGAUUUGUUCGCUUGGCUGACAAAUAAAACCGGUGAAACUAUGAGACACACUUUGACUUAUUGUGGCUGCAAAAUUUAAAAUUUUGUGGGUUUUUUUUAUCCUUCCCUCUUUGUAAUUUCUGCCUUCAUUUUUAAUGCACGUCUCACGGAGUUUAAUGCACGGAGUUUGCUGUGGACACUGAGAAGAAUAGUAGCACGUGGAACAAAAGGAAAACAUUUCUACACUGUGAAGUGUUUGGUCAAACUGAGGCACUCGGUAUAAACUGUAGGCAAAAAGUUUCAUUUUUAAAGUUAUGAACAAACUUUGAUGGAGUGACAUGAAGCACAGUAAAGUAGCUCUUUUUUUAAAAAAAUGUUUUUGUGGAUGAAUUUCUUGGCCCAUUUAAAAAUCUUGCCUAUCCUGCCCACUCCAGCUUAGCAGGGGGCAGUAUUACUCCUACAUGCUUAAAAGAAUAAAAGAAGAAGAGUCGUAGCAAGCCUGCAGUGACGUCAUCGCUUCCUGGUUAUUAUUUACUUUCAUUUUAUGAAUUUGUGAAUCUGCAGACGAUUGUCUCCGUGUAGAGGUUUCUGUGCUUCAGCUGACUCUGUGAUGUCGCUGUGUGAGAACAAAGUGGAGCUUCCUCCUCCCUCUAAAGCCACUCUGUGUGGAGACGAGAUCACCAAAGCUCAGAGCCCAGAGAAGCAGCACAGACCCCACACAGCCCACCGUGAACCUGAACCCAGCUGUAUGUCCGUGAUGAGCGACCAGUCAAAUGAGCGAUAUAUUGAUUUCAAACAAGGAGCAGAGGAAACAAAGAUACGUCAGCGAAAACAAUCUCCUAAACCUGAACUCGUCUGUGUGUCCACGAUGAGCAGCAGCUCAAAUGAGCGAUAUAUUGAUUUCAAACAAGGACCAGUGGAAACAAGGGGUCAUCAGAUUCCCGAUGCUUCUAACCCCGGAUCCAGCUGUGUGUCAAUGAUGAGCGACCAGUCCAAUGAGCGACACAUUGACUUCAAACAAGGAUCACAGGACACAAAGAAACAUAGGAGAAAAAAAUCUCCUAAACCUAAACCCGUCUGUGUGUCCACGAUGAGCAGCAGCUCAAAUGAGCGAUAUAUUGAUUUCAGCCGAGAUACAGAGAACUGUCAGAACCUGCCUGCUAAUGAAGGCUGGUUAUCCUUCAUAAAGAACUGGAUCAUGGAUGUGGUCGUGAAUUUAUUACAAAGAUUAUUUGUGAAACAGUUACAACAGAUACCAGCAUCUUCUGAACCUGAUUCAUCAGCACCCACAACGUGCGAUGAAUCAAUUCUUUAUAACUCCAGCGAUGAACUCGACUCUGUUAACGAAGCAUUUGACGAGGAAAGUACAGAGGCUCCAAGUGAUCAGUCUGCCCAGCAGCAUCAAUCACAUCCGGACUCAGUCUUUAUGCUGCUGGAGGACAACAUUAUCACUUUUGUGAAAAAUGAGCUGAAGAAGAUCCAGAAGAUUUUGUUUCCAGAUAACUCAGAGAGUCAGAUGGAGGAAGAGACACUGCUGGGGGGGGAGGGUGAAGAACACAGGAACAGAGAGGCAUUGGUGAAGCUUGCCCUGCAUUUCCUGAGGAAAAUGAAACGGAACGACAUGGCCGACUGUCUGCAGAACAAACUUUUUGCUCCACAAUGUCAACGUAAACUUAAAAGUAAUCUGAAGGAGAAGUCCCAGUGUGUGUUUGAGGGGAUCGCUAAAGCAGGAAACCAAACCCUUCUCAAUCAGAUCUACACUGAGCUCUACAUCACAGAGGGAGGGACUGUAGAAGUCAAUAAUGAACAUGAGGUCAGACAGCUCGCAACAGCAUCCAGGAAGCCAGACAGAACAGAAACAACAAUCAGACGAGAAGACAUCUUUAAAAAGUCACCUGGAAGAGAUGAACCAAUCAGAACAGUGCUGACAAAAGGAGUGGCCGGCAUUGGGAAAACAGUCUUAAUUCAAAAGUUUACGCUAGACUGGGCUGAAGAACAAGCUAACCAGGACAUCCAGUUUACAUUUCCAUUUACAUUCAGAGAGCUGAAUGUGUUGAAAGAGAAAAAGUUCAGCUUGGUGGGACUUGUUCAUCACUUCUUUACUGAAACCAAAAAAGCAGGAAUUUGCUGGUUUGAACACUUCCAGGUUGUGUUCAUCUUGGAUGGUCUGGAUGAGUGUCGACUCCCUCUGGACUUCCACCGCAAUGAAACUCUAACUGAUAUUACACAGUCCGCCUCAGUGGGUGUGCUGCUUACAAACCUCAUCAGGGGGAAACUGCUUCCCUCCGCUCGUGUCUGGAUAACCACACGGCCUGCAGCAGCCAGUCAGAUUCCUCCUGAGUUUGUUCACAUGGUGACAGAAGUCAGAGGGUUCACCGAUGAACAGAAGGAGGAGUACUUCAGGAAGAGAUUCAGAGAUGAGGAACAGGCCAGCAGGAUCAUCUCCCACAUCAAAUCAUCACGAAGCCUCCACAUCAUGUGCCAUAUCCCAGUCUUCUGCUGGAUCACUGCUACUGUUCUGGAGGAUAUGUUGAAAACCAGAGAGGGAGGAAUAUUACCUAAGACUCUGACUGAGAUGUACAUCUAUUUCCUGGUGGUUCAGUCCAAAGUAAGGAAGAUUAAGUAUGAUGGUGGUGCUGAGACAGAUUGUCACUGGGGUCCAGAAAGCAAGAAGAUGAUUGAAUCACUGGGAAAACUGGCUUUUGACCAGCUAGAGAAAGGAAACCUGAUCUUUUAUAAAUCAGACCUGAAAGAGUGUGGCAUUGAUAUUAGAGCAGCCUCAGUGUACUCAGGAGUGUUCACACAGAUCUUUAAAGAGGAAAGGGGGCUAUAUCAGGACACAGUGUUCUGCUUCAUCCAUCUGAGUGUUCAGGAGUUUCUGGCUGCUCUUCAUGUCCACCUGACCUUCAUCAACUCUGGAGUCAGUGUGCUACCAGAGGAACAAACAGCAUCUCAGACAUCUGAAACACCUAAAAAUAAGAUUGUAAAAACAGACUUCUACCAACGUGCUGUGGACAAUGCUUUGCAGAGUCCAAAUGGACACCUGGACUUGUUCCUCCGCUUCCUCCUGGGUCUUUCAUUGCAGUCAAAUCAGGACCUUAUAAAAGGCCUGCAGACACAGACAGAAAGCAGUUCAGAAACCAAUCAAAAAACAGUCCAGUACAUUAAGAUGAAGAUAAGUGAGAAUCUGUCUGCAGAAAAAAGCAUCAAUCUGUUCCACUGUCUGAAUGAACUGAACGACCGUUCUCUAGUGGAGGAGAUCCAACAGUCCCUGAGUUCAAGAACCCUCUCUGUGGAUAAACUGUCUACUGCCCAGUGGUCAGCUCUGGUCUUCAUCUUACUGUCAUCAGAAAAUGAUCUGGAUGAGUUUGUCCUGAAGAAAUACUCUGCUUCGGAGGAGGCUCUUCUGAGGCUGCUGCCAGUGAUCAAAGCCUCCAAAAAAGCCAUACUGACUGACUGUAACCUCUCAAAGACAAGCUGUGAAGCUCUGACUUCAGUUCUCAGUAACCCAGUCUCUAGUCUGCUUGAGCUAGACCUGAGCAACAACACCCUGCAGGAUUCUGGGGUGAAAGAACUUUCUGUUGAACUGGGGAGCCCACACUGUAAACUGGAAACUCUAAGACUGUCAGGUUGUCAGAUUACAGAGGAUGGCUGUAGGUAUCUUGUCUCAGCUCUCAACUCUAACCAUACCCACUUGAAAGAACUGGACUUGAGCUACAAUAAUCCAGGAGACUCAGGAGUGGAACUGUUGUCAGAUGGACUAGAACAUUCAUUACGAAAAUUAGAAAUUCUGAGACUGGGUGUCUGCAACCUGUCAGAGAAAAGCUGUGAAGCUCUUUCUCCAGCUCUCUCCUGCCAGUCAUCGAGUCUGAGAGAGCUGGACCUGAAUAACAACAACCUGAAGGAUACAGGAGUGAAGGCACUGUCCACUGGACUGGAAAGUCAACACUGCAAACUGGAAACUCUCAGGCUUUCGGGCUGCUUGAUCACAAAGGAUGGCUGUGCUUCUCUGGUCUCAGCUCUGAACUCCAACCCCUCUCAUCUGAAAGUGCUGGACUUGAGUUACAAUCAUCCAGACGAUGCAGGAGUAGAGCUUCAGACUGGAGUAAAGGAUCAACGCUGGAAACUGGAAAACCUAAGGGUGGAACCUGCUGGAGCAGAGUGGUUGAAACCAGGAUUGAAGAAGUAUCUCUCUAAACUUACAGUCAACACAAAUACAAUAAACAAAAAUCUCAGACUGUCUAUGAAUAACAUGAAGGUGACACAUACGAGAAAUAACUUCAUAUAUCCUGAUCAUGCUGACAGAUUUGUUGACUGGUGUCAGCUGCUGUGUAAAGAUGUUUUACAUGGUCGGAGGUACUGGGAGGUGGAGUGGACAGGUGAGGUUGACAUAUCAGUAAGUUACAGAGGAAUAGGAAGAAAAGGAGAACGUAAAAACUGCAGAUUUGGAGAGAAUCCUCAGUCCUGGAGUCUGGACUGCUCCAAUGCCCGCGGCUACACUGUGUAUCACAAUCAGAGAAUAUCAGUCAUUCACCCCUCAUCCUCUUCGUCCCCUUCUUGUGGUCCUAAGCGAGUAGCAGUGUAUGUCGACUGUCCUGCUGGCACUCUGUCCUUCUACAAUGUCUCCAGUGACUCUCUGAUCCACCUCCACACCUUCAACACCACAUUCACUGAACCUCUUUAUCCUGGCUUUGGAGUCUGGCACCAUUCAUGUGGUUCCUCAGUGCGUCUGUGUUCUGUGCAGAGCGACUGGCCUUUUCUGACAUUCCUCAAACGCCUCACUGUUUUAUGUGAGUUUCAGUUUCAUUGUGAGAAUGACAGCGGAGCAGAUGAUGUUCUCCGUGAGAAACCUCAAUUUGAAGCCUGAGCAGCAGCAGCAGCACAUGCCACACUCUAUUGGACCUGCUGGACCUGAAACUGGAAAUAAACUAAAUUCUGUGUCCAUGAAAACUGACUAGCCAAUGGAGUCUUAUUUUAAAAAAUGUGCUGAUGGAAGGAUUGAUCACAGACUACAAUCUUCUGGAUCUUCACCCAGCUGUGUCUCCUUCAACAGCAACAAGUCAAAAAGCAUGAUUUAUAGGUUUAAAAAGCAAGAUCCUGAUGAGCUGAAGAUUGAGGACUGGGAGAACUCAUCAGUAUGACGUGGACUCCAUAUUUAGGCAACUGGAGGACAAUAUUAUCCCUUUUGGGAAAAAUGAAAUGAAAAACCUGCAGAAGAGUGUGAGUCCAGAUAACUCAGAAGUCAAUGAGUGUGAGGAUGACAGAUUUUUGGGGUGUGACAACAAACAGCAGAAAGACUUAUUUCUAAUGACCACUCUGCACUUCCUAAGAAAAAUGAACCAGGGGAAGCUGGCUGACUGUCUACAGAGCAAAUGCCAUGCUGCAGUUUGUCAGCAUA